Molecule: messenger RNA, 1329 nt
Organism: Cylindrotheca closterium
Lineage: Eukaryota; Bacillariophyta; Bacillariophyceae; Bacillariales; Bacillariaceae
Source: the annotation of a GenBank genome assembly
AUGAGCGAUCGUUUUCGGUCUAGGAAAAUCGGUCGUAAUCACAAUCAUGACGUGGAAGAUUUCCAAAUGAAAGUGCUGGUGGAGGACUAUUUGGACGUAGACAAUAAACAUAGAGGCAAACGAGAAGAGAGGAAAGCAUAUCGCAUACACUUCUACCGCGGAUUUGUGGCAUCGCGACUCUCCAGGUUGUCGCUCCUGGCAAUUCAUGUUGCUCUUUUCUUUGGAUUCCGUUUCAUAUUCAGAAAUGGAUACCUUGGCAAAUCCCCUCCGUCCCCCCGAAUGAUGUCACCACCAGACUCACAGCAUGAGCCGCCAAGGUGGACAACGCAGAAGUUUGAAGUCUCGGAAUCUUUGGUCAGUCUAGCAAGUGGACUACAGCAGAAGAUGAUAUCGAACGUUUGCUCUGAACGAAAAGUUGUCACUCCGCUGAGAAACGAAUCAUCAUAUAAACAAUCUGAUGGUCGUAUUCCUUGGACGAUAUGCAUGACAAUCAAUGCGGGGUUCUAUGACUUCUUCCAAAAUUGGUACGCUCAUUUUCAAAUUCUGGACUUGAAGAUGGACAUGGUGUUGUUUGCGGAGGACUCUGUAGCCUACGAUCGCCUUUCCAAUGCUCAAUUUCUGAACAGAGACUACACCAUGGUUGUGAAUGCCACCACCAGCACACCAAUUACUUCUCAGCAGGCCACAGAUGUGCAACCAGCCAAAAUAUCAUCCACUUCAACUGGUUCCUCCGCUGAAGAUUCAGCUUCUUCAGAUGAAGUCUUUGACGCUUAUUCUCAAAAGUACAAACAGCUCAUAUCCAAUCGCCCGACUAGGCUGUUGCAAGUCUUGUGUUCUGGGCGAAAUGUCUUGUACAUUGAUUCUGACACCUUUUUGAAAAAGAGUCCGUUGCCUUUCAUCAACAAGAAUUACAUGGAUGGUGUAGAUAUCAGUGUUGCCCUUGACCACGUAAAGAGGAAGAAAUAUGCGCAUGGCUUUGGGGUUUGUACUGGAUUUGUCGCCAUCAAGGCCAAUCCAAAGACGGUCCACUUUGUGUACGAGUGGGAGAGGCGAUGUCACGACAGCGACAGUGGAGGUGCCAUCAAUGAUCAGACGGCGUUCAAUCUAGCCUACGAAGCCUUUUGGUUGGAGCGACAAGAGUCUGGCAUGUCCAUCAUCAAACUCCAAGGCCUACCGGUCGAGUUAUUCCCAAAUGGCGAGCAAUACUUCAAAAAGUAUGAUGAAGGUCAACGAGAAGAUGUUGUCUUGGCUCACGCGAAUUGGAUUGUUGGAGGUAAGAACAAGAGACAAAAUCUUAUGAAGCAUGGCCUAUGGGACCCAGUGUCAUGA